Molecule: messenger RNA, 2514 nt
Organism: Rhododendron vialii
Lineage: Eukaryota; Viridiplantae; Streptophyta; Magnoliopsida; Ericales; Ericaceae
Exons: 10
Coding region: 334-1824 (496 amino acids)
Source: RefSeq, a predicted model, not a curated record
GAUUCGAAUUCAUCAGUUCCCAAAAUUUUCACUCAGAAGUUUGGGUGCUGCCCUAAUGCAAAGAUUGAUGAUCAUCUCGCUUUGUUUUCAAAUCAGAUUCAUCCUUUGAUUCUUACUUCCCAAUCUAUCCUACCGGUAUUUUACCCACCAAAAUCAUUUCUAUUUGCAGAUCCCAUCGAGUGUCUAUCAAUUACUCACUAAUACCUAGCGUUCGAAUCAAAAAUUAUUAUUUUUCUAAUUCAUAGAAGUACGCUUUGCUUCGCGUUUGGUUUCACUCCUCCACUUGUCUCUAUUUUUUAGUUUCUUCUUCAGUUAAUUUCGUGGCCUGUAAAAAUGGGUGGAGGUGGGGGUAGAGUAGAGGCAGUUAACAGCAAGGGUUGUACGAGGUUGUUUGGUGAUAUUUCAUUCUCUUCUUCAUUCAGAAGUAUGCGAUCCUUUGAGUCAAUGUCGUCCCCUGCCUCUACUUCAUCCGUCUUGUCUGGAACCCCAGUGGUCGUGGUGGCGAAAUCAACGGGUCCCUUCUCCGGUCUUGUUAUAUGCGUCACUGGAUUAUCCAAAGCAAUUGAUGUUUGUUUCGUAACAUUUGCAGAAUCAAGGAAACAAGUCAAGGAUGCAGCAGAAGGAUUGGGUGGUCAAUACAGCCCCAAUUUGCAUCCUCAAUUCAGGUUGAGUGAAUCACUUUACAGUGUUGAGGGCAUUGGGGAAAAUGUUGUAAUGCAGGGACAUGCCAGGCAAUCUCACAUGGCUAUGGCAUUUCCAGAAAAGGAAUCCAACAGAAGUCUGGGUUCAACUUUUUCUGGCCUUUCAUUUUAUAUCGAUACAGACAUUUCCCCUGAGUUGCAGCAUAAGGUUGUGGAGGCAGCUGCUGUAGAAGGUGCUGAAUUUGUAGAUCAAUGGUUCGUAGGUUGCAAUGUUAGCCAUGUGGUGUGCGAAGGGCCCUCUGUGCAAAAGUAUAUCGGCCACUCUUGUAAUCUUGUUUCACCAGUGUGGGUUAUGAAAACUGCAAGAGAGAAACGUAUGCAUAGGCUUGUUCACAUGUCUGCUGAUAUGGCUCGGGAGGUUGGAAUUAUACUUGAGGAUUCGCAACAUGGUAUUUAUGGAGAGGGGAUUAACGGGGACAUUGGUUCUCAAGCUGCUCCAAGUUCCAGGAUUAAUGCAAGCCAAGAAGAAAGACAAAAGAUUGUGAAUUUGGCCAAAAAUGGAGUUAGAAAGCGGCGUGGUCGCCGUAUGCAGACAUGUAAAAUCCCAAUACGUCCAAUAACCCCAAUCAGCCUUCUGGAUUCAAUCUGCUGGUCUAUAUCUGAGCCAACUUCAACUGCUUCUGUAUACACAGACUCAUUCAUUGUUGAGGAUGCCAGCGAGCACCAUGCACCUGUAUGUUUUGACGCAAAAGGGGAUGGGAAAGAGUCGGAAUCUGCAUUUGUCAACUUCUCUCGGCCGCUAAUGGAAAGUGAGAAAACUGAGUUGAUAUUCAGAAACCAAUUCUUUACCAUACUGUUUCCAGUUGACCGAUUUGCGGAGAUAGGCCCUUGUUCAAGGACUUUUGUGAGUGAUACAGGUUUUACAUGUCUGCAGGUGUUAGAUCAUAUCCAUGCAUUCUAUCAGGAGAAUAUGUCAUGUCAGGAAAUAGAUGCGGCAAUUCACACUGACUCAAGACAUGCUGAUCAGCUCCGAUCGGUGUACUCUAGCAAAGAGACUGAAGAGCGAGGUUAUGUGGCAUUCAAACGAAUUGAUUUCUUGGGGAGCCGUAAAAGUUUUGAAUUGUUGAAGCGUGUUAAUGGGGACAACAAUAGUAAUGUCUAUGAGCUGCUGAUUAGAGCAUGAAACCAUACUCUACUCGUGUUCAAAGCCUUGUGUGUCCUGGGAAUUGGUGGUUAUGAAUGCUCGUGAUCUAUUAGAAUGGCAACUGCGCCAUGCAAUUAGAUAACAUUUCACAGCUUGCUAGAACAAUUGGAAAGAAUGAGGAAUCCAACCACAAAAACAACAAACAAAUAGAGUAAUCUCAGGAAAGAAUGAUAUCAGGUCGGAAGGGAUAUUGGAUAUCCAAUUCUGAUUGAAGAAAUCUGAAACUAGGCGAAGCGAUCCAUUGAGCAGCUGUAUUAGCUGUCCGACGAAUCCUGUAAUGCUUCAAAUCCAUGUCUGAGGCAAGGUAUCUUGAUGUGUCUUUAACAAUGGCAGAACAUCCCAUGGGCCACAAACUCUGUAAUGCUUCAAAUCCAUGUUGAAGGCAAGGUAUCUUGAUGUCUUUAACCACGGCUGAGCAUCCCGUGGGCCGCAAACUCAGACACUAAGCAAGACUAUCAAAGCUGCUUCAUUGUGUAACCUAGUACCUACUCGGCCAGUUACUUUAGAAUAAGACAUUUUAAUUUCUGCUUUUCUGUGUUAUAGAAAGAUACUGAAGGCAUCGACGAUCAAAAAACUGAUUGUUUAUUUGCGUAUGUACUCCAUCGUAUUGAUAAUGAGCAAUUGUCCAAUGAUUCAAAGUUAAUGAACUUGCCGAGCGCAAUUGUACAA